CACGGUGCCGAGCCGAGCCGCUGUCGCCGUCAAUCGAGACUCGACUGCGGGCCGAGCGGUACCUCGCCUCCACCACCGCCUCCACCACGCCGCGCGCGGGAACUGCGUGAUCGCGAGUGUGCGCUCGUACUUGCUGCGCCCUGUGUUGUGCUCCACCAGCAUGCGGGCCCUCGUCGCCUUCCUGGUGGUCGUCACCAGUGGAUUAGUGUCCGGCUCGGCCAUCCCCAUGUGGGAGUUCCUCAGUCGCGGCGAGAAGAUGAGCCACCUGUUCAACAUGUUCGUCAAGCAGGUCGAGGACCACUGCGACCAGUCCACCAUGCCAGACUGCAACAAGGUGCUCAUGGUGUACGGCCUGACCAACCUGGCCAAGAUGGACGACGACAGCCUCGACAAGAUGGACCCGUACCAGCGGGAGGCCCACGACAUCAUCUGGGACUCGAUGAUGAAGGGCAGCUACAAGAACGCCGGCGCCAGCACCACGCCCGGCUCCAGCAGCACCAGCAGCAACACCACCCCCAGCAGGCGCAACGAGGGCCACGACGUCUACGCCGGCGACGAUGACGGCGACCUGGCGGACGGCGGCAACGGUCUGGGCGGCGCAGGGGACUCGCGGGACCAGGAUGACGUCGCCAGAUACGCCUUCGGGCACGGGCCCAUGGUGGUCCGGGUCAUGCCGGACGGCUCCCCAGUUCCCGGCGACGUGGAGCGGCCGCUGCCCCGCGACGAGGACGCCGAGGAGUUCCGCCUGAUGCGCGGCCAGCCGAUGCCUUCCCUGGAGGAGAUCCAGCGCCCCAGAGCACCCGGCGCAGCGCCCGGCGCCCAGCACAGUCAGCACAGCCAGCACCGGCCGCGCGGCCACGCCCCCGACAGGUUUCAGGCAGGCCCGGCGCCACAGCAGGGACACUACAGCAGCCGGUUCCCUCAGCUGACCGCUUCGCAGCCCCACGCCAAGUUCGCCCUGCCGCCCCCCGGCAUGAACUUCAGGAUAGCCGCGCGGCCGCACCAGCCGUGAGGCCCCCCACCCCCCACCCCACCCGCCGCCGCAGUGAGCCGCAGCGCAGACCUCAGGACCGCACAAGAGCACGGAUUGGUUGGACCGUGCUUGCAAGCGAGGGAGCCUCCUUGUGGAGUUAAACAGUAUUCAGAAAUUUAAAUAAUAUAAUUGGGUGGCUCUCUGCAGCGUUCAACGAUGCAAGUGACUUUAGAUGAAUGCUUGUCGUAUGACUUUGGAAUUUGGAAUUCGGUGUUUCCAUUCUUUUGACGUUGGCGCGUUGGCGCUCAAAUUGCCUUUAAGUGUGUAUAUAUAUUUAUAACAAUGCAACCGGUGCUGUAAUGAAAGCUGUCCUAUACAUGUUUAAAAUGUCUCUUCGAGUCUCUAAAGAAGCAUUGUAGAUGAACAAAUACAGUAAUUUAUGUGUUACAAAUUUAGCUUUAAGUACUGUUUUCUUAUUUUACUGUCAUUAUUUUUAUAAUAAGCAGUGUUGUUACAUUCAUACUAGGUAGUUGUACAUACGUCACAAUCAUGUUCUUGCCUGUUUGGAGCACCAAAGUGGUGUUGAUCCGUUCCUCUUUUGUAAAUAAUUACUUUCAUUAACUUAUUUUAUGUUGUUGAAACAAUCAAACAGCGUUAAAUCAUGUAGUAUAUAUUUAUGUUGAAUGAGAGAAGUCUUGAUUUUUUGAUGAUUCGUAAGCCAAAACUGUGAAACUAGGGUACUUUAACCGUGACCAACCCAGACUAAUUAAAAUGGUCCCAUGUAAAAAUAUGUUUCCUUCCAGCGGAUUCUACUCCAAUUCGCGUGAGGCACUGUAGUUGUUAUACUGGCAAAGAAAACCUCUGGACAUGUAACUGGCCCUAAAGCGCAUAGCACAAUGAAUAUUUGUGAAAUAUACAGAGAUGUAUUGUAACUCAUGUGGUAUUAAAUGAAAACGUCCUGAA
Molecule: messenger RNA, 1936 nt
Organism: Thrips palmi
Lineage: Eukaryota; Metazoa; Arthropoda; Insecta; Thysanoptera; Thripidae
Gene: Reg-5
Product: rhythmically expressed gene 5 protein
Exons: 7
Coding region: 161-1012 (283 amino acids)
Source: RefSeq, a predicted model, not a curated record